Suncus etruscus (white-toothed pygmy shrew) is the source of this 459-nucleotide messenger RNA. Its product is annotated as 60S ribosomal protein L27a-like. The coding region runs from base 3 to 428 and encodes 141 amino acids. NCBI's taxonomy places the organism in Eukaryota, Metazoa, Chordata, Mammalia, Eulipotyphla, Soricidae. The record is from RefSeq and is a predicted model, not a curated record. Gene Ontology annotation, biological process: translation. Gene Ontology annotation, molecular function: structural constituent of ribosome. The transcript has a single exon. Gene Ontology annotation, cellular component: cytosolic large ribosomal subunit; ribosome.
ACAUGCCGUCCAGACUGAGGAAGACCCGAAAACUCCGGGGCCACGUGAGCAAGCACCGGAAGCACCCCAGAGGUCGGGGUAAUGCUGGCGGCAUGCAUCACCAUAGAAUCAACUUUGACAAAUACCAUCCAGGUUACUUUGGGAAAGUGGGCAUGAGGCAUUAUCACUUAAAGAGAAAUCAAAGUUUCUGCCCAACUGUCAAUCUUGACAGACUGUGGACGUUGGUCAGUGAGCAGACACGGGUUAAUGCUGCCCAAAACAAGACUGGAGCAGCUCCUGUCACUGAUGUGGUGCGAUCGGGCUACUACAAAGUUCUGGGGAAGGGAAAGCUCCCGAAGCAAUCUGUCAUUGUGAAAGCCAAAUUCUUCAGCAGAAGAGCUGAAGAGAAGAUUAAGGGAGUGGGAGGGGCAUGUGUCCUGGUAGCUUGAAGUUACAAAGGACGCUUCAUUAAAGGAUACA